Molecule: messenger RNA, 656 nt
Organism: Clarias gariepinus (North African catfish)
Lineage: Eukaryota; Metazoa; Chordata; Actinopteri; Siluriformes; Clariidae
Gene: nanos3
Product: nanos homolog 3
Exons: 1
Coding region: 1-528 (175 amino acids)
Biological process (GO): negative regulation of translation; oogenesis
Cellular component (GO): perinuclear region of cytoplasm
Molecular function (GO): mRNA binding; zinc ion binding
Source: RefSeq, a predicted model, not a curated record
AUGGUGUUCUCUCUGCUGCACUACAUCCUGUCGGCUCACGGCUCCAUGGAGCCCGAGGAGCCCCGGCACUUCCAGCCGUGGCGUGAUUACAUGGGUCUGGCGGAGACGGUGCGCGCCAUGCGGAGCUCCGGGCCCGGGGACAGCUCCUCCGCUCCUGGGCCGCAGCGGCAGCAGCACGGCGUGACCCGCGGGAGUUCUCCUCGGAGAUCCGAAGUGGAGGAGCUGCAGGAGAGGGAGAACCUCAGCGCCGCUCCGGCGUCUCCGAAUGCGCUCCCCGCGGCUCUUCAUCCUCCUCCUCCUCCUCGAUCCAGCGGGAAAUACUGCAGCUUCUGCAAACACAACGGCGAGUCCGAGGCCGUGUUCACGUCGCACUGCCUGAAGGGCCGCAGCGGGGAGGUGGUGUGUCCUUACCUGCGCAGGUACGUGUGUCCGCAGUGCGGGGCGACCGGCGCGCGCGCGCACACCAAGCGCUUCUGCCCGCUCGUUGACGUCACCUACACCUCCGUGUACACGCGCGCUCCGCGGUAAAGACCGUUACAUCGUCCGAGCUGUUCGAUCUUUUGAUCUGCGUUUCAAACGUAUACAAAUGUAGCAUUAACGGAAACCACUUCGGAAAAAGUGCCUUUAAUUAUUGGUGACACAAAAUGUUCUUAAAA